Dovyalis caffra is the source of this 1929-nucleotide messenger RNA. The record is from the annotation of a GenBank genome assembly. Lineage: Eukaryota; Viridiplantae; Streptophyta; Magnoliopsida; Malpighiales; Salicaceae.
AUGGCUAUUCCAGGUUUAGCUCUUCUACCACCAAAACUUCAUUUUUUAGCUGAGAUUGGUUUGAUCAGCCAUGCAUUGCUGUUGUGUCAUAUUGAGAAUCGUUUCUUCAAUUACCCGGGCUUUUACUACUAUGGAAUGGAGGAGGAUGUGAUGUAUCCAAGCUAUAUGGUUAUUCUGACAACCCUUGUGGGUUUGGCUCUGGUAAGAAGACUAUCUGUGGAUCAUCGGAUUGGACCAAAGGCAGUUUGGAUUUUGACUUGCCUGCAUUCUUCAAAGUUGUCUAUGCUGUUUAUUUCAUCAAAGCCUGUUGUAUGGGUUUCAGCUGCACUUUUACUCGCUGUUACUCCCCCAUUGCUUCUUUACAAGGAGAAAUCACGAACAGGCUCAAAGAUGAAACCGUGGCAAGGUUAUGUACAUGCUGGUGUGGUUGCUCUUUCAGUCUGGUUCUUCCGCGAAACAAUUUUCGAAGCCCUUCAGUGGUGGAAUGGGAGGGCUCCAUCUGAUGGUUUGCUUUUGGGUUUCUGCAUUGCCUUAACCGGAUUGGCUUGUGUACCCAUUGUUGCUCUGCACUUCUCUCAUGUUCUGUCUGCUAAGAGAUGUCUAGUACUGGUGGUGGCAACAGGUUUACUGUUUAUCUUGAUGCAGCCACCAAUCCCGCUAGCAUGGACUUAUCGAUCGGACAUAAUCAGAUCAGCUCGUCAAUCUUCAGAUGACAUUUCCAUCUAUGGCUUUAUAGCAUCAAAACCGACCUGGCCAUCAUGGUUGCUUAUUGUGGCAAUUCUGCUCACUUUAGCAGCGGUGACAUCUAUCAUACCCAUUAAGUACGUGGUAGAGCUAAGAACAUUUUACUCCAUUGCAAUAGGGAUUGCUCUUGGAGUAUACAUAUCUGCUGAGUAUUUUCUUCAAGCUGCAGUUCUGCAUGCCCUCAUUGUUGUAACCAUGGUCUGCACUUCUGUGUUUGUGGUCUUCACCCAUUUUCCAUCUGCUUCAAGCACAAAGCUACUACCAUGGGUAUUUGCUUUACUAGUUGCCCUCUUUCCCGUGACAUAUCUGUUGGAGGGUCAGGUGAGAAUCAAAAGCAUCCAUGAAGAUGAAGUUGGAGACCUGGCAGAGGAAGACAGGAAGCUCACUACUCUACUGGCUGUUGAGGGGGCAAGGACAUCUCUUCUUGGUUUAUAUGCAGCAAUCUUCAUGCUCAUAGCACUGGAGAUUAAGUUUGAACUUGCCUCACUUAUGCGGGAAAAGGCUUUUGAAAGGGGUGGAAUUAGACAUAGUCAAUCUGGUCAAGGUACUUCAAAUUUUGCUCCACGAAUGAGGUUCAUGCAGCAACGACGUGCCUCUACUGUGCCAGCCUUUACAAUCAAGAGAAUGGCUGCCGAGGGAGCUUGGAUGCCUGCGGUUGGUAAUGUUGCUACUAUAAUGUGCUUCGCUAUAUGCCUGAUCUUGAAUGUCAAUCUGACUGGGGGAUCAAACCAGGCAAUCUUCUUCCUGGCUCCUAUACUACUGCUUCUCAACCAGGACUCGGAUUUUGUUGCUGGUUUUGGAGACAAGCAAAGGUAUUUUCCUGUUACAGUGGCUAUAUCAGCCUACUUGGUCUUGACAGCCCUAUACAGCAUAUGGGAAGAUACAUGGCAUGGUAAUGUUGGUUGGAGCCUUGAAAUUGGUGGUCCUGAUUGGUUUUUUGCUGUCAAGAAUUUAGCCAUCCUCAUUCUUACGUUCCCCAGCCAUAUACUCUUCAACCGGUUUGUUUGGAGUUACACAAAGCAGACGGACUCAUCACCACUGAUCACGCUACCGCUUAAUCUGCCAUCCAUUCUGAUAUCAGAUGUUAUUAAGAUCAGGAUACUGGGAUGCUUAGGAAUUAUUUAUACCAUAGCCCAGACCAUCAUUUCUAGACAGCAAUAUAUUUCGGGGAUGAAGUAUAUUUAG